UCACCGUCACCGUCACGGCCGCCGUCAUUCAACACUGGAGAGCUCGUCGGGAUUUUUAAAGUUCCGUUAACCGAUACAGCAAUAGCCGGUACAGUUCCGGUUCCGGUUGCUUCAAUUAUCGCCGGUUCAGCUCGUUCCAAUAACCACCGUAUCGUUUCUCCGUCGGAUUUGUGA
Molecule: messenger RNA, 174 nt
Organism: Arabidopsis thaliana (thale cress)
Lineage: Eukaryota; Viridiplantae; Streptophyta; Magnoliopsida; Brassicales; Brassicaceae
Exons: 1
Source: RefSeq, marked reviewed